Messenger RNA from Mytilus trossulus (common blue mussel), 1262 nucleotides. RefSeq lists its product as uncharacterized. Bases 244 to 1152 code for a protein of 302 amino acids. The record is from RefSeq and is a predicted model, not a curated record. NCBI's taxonomy places the organism in Eukaryota, Metazoa, Mollusca, Bivalvia, Mytilida, Mytilidae. Gene Ontology annotation, molecular function: protein binding. Gene Ontology annotation, biological process: signal transduction. The transcript has 9 exons.
GGAAGUUUACAUUGGAAACCAAUCAGCAAAUGGAAUGUUGAAAUGGGACAGGAUUUGACAUAUUUUUCAGUCACAGAAUCCCAACCCGUCUCAAAAUACACGAAUCCUAAAAAGAAAAAUUGGAUUACACUCCAUGCUGUAUCAACAGAGUGUAUGAGUACCAUUUGACACUGUGUACCACAAGAUUUUUUUCCUUGCACAAAAAUUUUAUCCUUCAGUCAGUUUGCAGUUCUCCCUUUACCUAUGGGACAGUAUGCCAGUAAUUUCACUGUUCCUGACAAGGAUGCUGUCACCAAGCACACAAAUCCUAAAAAAGCUAACUGGAUAACAGUACACGCUGUUUCAUCAGAAUUGAGUAUAGCUGAAGUAGAGAGACUUUGGUAUAGAUUUCAGCAGUUGGGUUGUAAUGAAAAUGGUGAAAUACCUGAGGCAGAAUUACAGACUUCACCUUUACAAGAUGAUGCUUUUUCAAGAAAUAUAUUAAAAAAGUUCAUGGUGAACAAGAAAGUAACUUUUGAAAACUUUGUACGUGGAUUAAAAUGGUGUGAAUUAAGUUCUGUAGAGGAAAAAGUUAGAGGUUUAUUUCGUAUGUUGUACAAUAGUCAGCCAAUACCAAAAGCCAUAUUUACAAAGAUUUUAGAAAGAGUGUAUUCCCAGCCUCAAGAUAAACAGAACAUUGGUAAAACAUGUGACACAAUAUACAAAUUGAUGGAUCCAAAAAACUCAGGACAAAUUCAAGAAGAUGGGUUUGUGGCAGGAUGUAUGUCUUUAGAGGAAGACAUGUUAGAAAGUAUAUUAGAUUUCCAGAUCCUUCCCAAUUACAUGAAAGAAAAACUCCAUCAAAACCUUCCAGAGUUCAGCAGCCAGACAAGCCAGAGAACACCAGGAGGAGACAUACCAUCAGAUGAAACACUAGAGGAAAUUUCUGCAAGAAUUUACAAUAAGGAUUUAGAAAGACUGGCCAAUAAACUUGGUCUUGUUAAGGAUGAUAUUGAUGAAAUUAGAGAUAUAUAUAAUGAAAGACAGGAACAGGCUUAUCAGACGCUUAAGAAGUGGAAACAGAGAGAAGGACCAGAAGCUUAUAGUUCUGUGUUAGAGAAGGCAUUACGAUCAUGUGGGAUGGGAGAUGCUGCUAUGUUGUUAGGACCAUAAUAUUAUUAUUAUAGAGGUCAUUGUUUUUGGAGAUCUCACAUUCUAAAUUACUGUUAUUGACAACAUUUUUGAGAAAACUGUACAUUUUUUAAUUCAUCCUGCUGAUAAAA